AAAUACUCGGAUUGUGAGAAAACGGUGGUGGAGUUCGGGAAGCAGCUGGGGAACAAGCUGGCCGCGCUGGGCACCCUCAUCCAGGAGUACGGGCAGCUCCAGCGGCGCCUGGAGGACAUGGAGAACCUGCUGCGGAACAGGAACGACUGGAACAUGCAGCUGCCCCCGGGGGGUGAACUCCCCAAGGCAGAAGAUGGCCCGGCCCUGGCGGCGUUGGAAAAGGACCACGCUCACUUCCCUGCUCGAGAGCAUGAGAAUCCGGAGAAAUUGCAGAAGGAGCCGCAGAAAAAUGUGCCAGAAGGAGAGACCAAAUCCCUGGCGGCCUACGGAAUUCCCGAGCCGAGCAUUGACUGCGGGGUGAAACAAGAGGAAGAGCCGUGUGCGGAGGAGCAGGGAGCUGCCGAGGAGGCAAGGUUUACCGAGCUCAGCGUGGUUCUGGCAGAUGAGGUGGAAGUGUUCAAAGUAGAGCAGCUGGACACCGAGGAAUGCUCCCAAAUCCCAGAGCCCCCCGCGACGUCAGCCGGGGAGUCGGAGGAGCUGGUUUCCCAGCAUCCCAGCGAGGUGCUGCCCUUCAGUCAGUCCAGCUCUCCCGCGUGGCCGGGAAACCAGAGCACGGGCAGGUCGGCGCCGUCUACCCUGGGGGAAGAGGGUCUGGGCAGAAGCAGCGCCGUCAUGUUCUACGCCCAAAGCUGUUCCCAGGCGAGACCCCAGUCGUGUACGAUGUGCGGGAGGUGCUUCUGCGUGAGGGAGAUGCUGACCCCUAAGGAGGGCAGCAGUGAGCACACUGGAGACAAGAGGGGCUUCUUCUGUCAGCAACACCACUGGACCCGCAUGGAAUACCAGGAUGCAGGAGUCUGUGCCAGCGUCCCAGCCCCGGAGGGACGUCCCAGCCCCAGGCGCCUGAGAAGCGGUGGCGGUGGCUACAAGCCGAGUCAGGGGGCUCACCCGCGGGGGAAGCCUUACAAGUGCAACAAGUGCCAGGAGUGUUUCUCCAAGAAGAAAAGCCUCAUCAUCCACCAGUGUACGCGCUCGGGCCGGGGCAGAAAGACGCUUUGGUGCUCGUAUUGCGGGAAGACCUUCAGCCAUCCCUCCAAACUGAUCCGGCAUCAGAGGAUCCAUACAGGCGAGAGGCCCUUCCAAUGCAACGAGUGCCCGAAGCGCUUCACCCAGAAGCAGCACCUCCUGCAGCACGGGAAGAUCCACCUGCGCGAGAGGAGCUGCCUGGAUGCGAGGAAGGCGCCGAGCUUCUAG
Messenger RNA from Eurypyga helias (sunbittern), 1251 nucleotides. RefSeq names its product zinc finger protein 746-like. The record is from RefSeq and is a predicted model, not a curated record. Gene Ontology annotation, biological process: regulation of transcription by RNA polymerase II. NCBI's taxonomy places the organism in Eukaryota, Metazoa, Chordata, Aves, Eurypygiformes, Eurypygidae. The annotation marks the transcript as partial. Gene Ontology annotation, molecular function: RNA polymerase II cis-regulatory region sequence-specific DNA binding; DNA-binding transcription factor activity, RNA polymerase II-specific. The transcript is spliced from 4 exons.